UCGUCGGUGAGAACACAGCGUCGACUCAACCAGAGCACACAAGAAGCGAACAACCGAGUUCAGUUUCCCGCGGGCACAACCUCCACCGAAAGCACAAGACAGAGAUGAGCUCGUCGGCGGCCAAGAAGGGAGUGUCGAUGGUGGUGGCUACGAGCAUGGCGGCGGUGGAGGCGCUCAAGGACCAGGCGGGGCUGUGCCGCUGGGACUACGCGCUCCGCUCACUCUACCACCGCGCCGUCGUCACCGGCCGCCGCGCCGUCCCGGCGUCCCUCUCCUCCUCCUCCUCCUCCCAGGCCGCCGUAGGCAGGGCUGCCCGGCCAAGGCGGUCCGAGGAGGAGAAGCUGCACAAGGCGUACCACAUCGUUUGCUGGGGGCCAAACUGAUUGUCUAACAGCACAUUUUUUUUCUGCUUCUCCAUUUUUAUUCCUUCCCAUCUUGGCUAUCCGUGAAUGAAUGGUGUGUAAAUCGAGAUAUAAGUAUCCACGGUUUGUAAAUCGAGAUAUAUGUUUCAAGGUCAGUCAUGCACUCGGCCCUCUGAUCUGAGGCGAGCUGCCAAGUGAUUGAUGAGGCAAAUAUAAGAAAAUGGCAUUGUUCUUGUUCUGCACAAGGAACAACUA
Molecule: messenger RNA, 617 nt
Organism: Aegilops tauschii subsp. strangulata
Lineage: Eukaryota; Viridiplantae; Streptophyta; Magnoliopsida; Poales; Poaceae
Source: RefSeq, a predicted model, not a curated record